This is a messenger RNA of Physella acuta, 2994 nucleotides long. RefSeq names its product toll-like receptor 4. Lineage: Eukaryota; Metazoa; Mollusca; Gastropoda; Physidae. The record is from RefSeq and is a predicted model, not a curated record. Gene Ontology annotation, biological process: signal transduction. Gene Ontology annotation, molecular function: protein binding; signaling receptor activity. Gene Ontology annotation, cellular component: plasma membrane.
AUGCAGGCUUCACAUGGAUAUCUGUAUCUGGCGAUAAUUGUACUAGUCACAUGCUUCAAGGAAACAAAUUCCAUGACGUACAGGAAGGAGACCAGCGCUGCCAUAAUCCAGGCUGCAGGAGACUUGGGGCAUCUGGUGCAAGAGGGACAGAGGGUAACUACAGGAGCUGAUACUGACCCGUCAGUCAAAGGUGGGAGGGUAACUACAGGAGCUGAUACUGACCUGUCAGUCAAAGGUGGGAGGGUAACUACAGGAGCUGAUACUGACCCGUCAGUCAAAGGUGGGAGGGUAACUACAGGAGCUGAUACUGACCUGUCCAUCAAAGGUGGGAGGGUAACUACAGGAGCUGAUACUGACCCGUCAGUCAAAGGUGGGAGGGUAACUACAGGAGCUGAUACUGACCUGUCCAUCAAAGGUGGGAGGGUAACUACAGGAGCUGAAACUGACCAAGGUGAAGGUCACGUAUCUUUGAUAUCCUCGUGUCCAAUCGUAGCUUCUGGCGAUGACGUCAUGGUGAACUGCAGCUUGAAAGACUUGUCCCAGAUCCCAUCUACGCUGCCACAGAACGCCUCAACACUUCUGCUGGACUUUAACCACAUAUCGAACAUAGCCAACAUGACGUUUGUUAACUUCACUCGCUUACACAACUUAACCAUCAGGUACAACAUAAUGGAAACUUUCGAGAUGGACGCUUUCAAAGGUCUAGACAAUCUAAAAGUGCUUGAUCUAGAAUAUAACCGGCUCAGAGGAAACAUUCAUUCAAAUUUAAGUUAUUUGAAAAGUUUAACCGAGUUACGGAUUCGUCAGGAAGAUGGCGGGCUAAACGUGACGUCACUGCUGGAGAACCUGUCUUGUCAGAACUUUCUGGAAACGUUGUCAGUCAACACGCACGGUGACACACUAACCUUUGACCCGAGGUUCAUGAACUUCACAAAGUUAACGAGGCUGGAGUUCUCUGGAGCCGUGAAAUACAUCACCAACACCAGCUUCUUAAACGUCAAGCACAUACGGGAGCUGUACAUUUUUGACCUGGAACAUAUAAGCCACAUCAGCCAAGGCGCGUUUGAGCCGUUGAUAAAAUUGGAGGUCUUACAUCUUCACAUCGUGCCAUACGGCAUCAGAAGAAUUUUACGUCUGCUCUGGCCAUUUGCAGGCAGGAACAUGACCUCGAUAUACAUGGAGAGAGUGUCCUACGGCAUUACAACUAGUGACGGGACUUUACUACGGAGCGACAGCUACCUAGACAGCUCUAUAACGAAAUAUCUGACUACUAUCUGCCUCAAGCGGUUUUUGUUCCUCAACAACCAAAUUUACAUCGUCAUAGGCGGCGCCUUGUGGAGUCGGCUGUGGGACUCAUGUCUGGAGGAAAUCUCUUUAACGAAAAAUCCCCUUGUGGGCACGCGGAUAUUUUUCCUACGUUUGUUUUCCUCGGCGAAUAUAAGGACGCUACGUAUUGAUGAUACAUUCAGGGCGAAGUUUGAUGAGAAAUUUAAUUGGCGAAACUAUUUUCAAAUGACACGAACAGAAACUAAAAGCAGAGAAUUUGUCGAAAUGGUUAACAACACUUCAAUAAUUCCUCAAGACUUUACAUCAACAGAGCAUUCUAGAAAUUUAUCCAACCAAAUCAAUUCUACCAUUAUCACCGAUUUUAAAAAGUUAUUUGGUCUAAAUAUUUUUAUUUCGAAAUCUCUCAUCGAGUUGAAUAUAAGGAGGCUGAUACAAUCAUACACGUUUAACAUUGACUUUACGGUGGGCGGGGCUGAGGGUAUAGAGUUAAUGGACUUGUCUGACAGCGGACUGGCUAAAUUUGAGCACCUUCUCUUCGGUUUCACGGGACUCAGGUUUCUAGAUCUUUCCAGCAACGACUUGUCCGUUGUGUCUGAGAGAUGGUUUGACACAAUGCCGAGCCUGGAAACUUUGGUGCUGUCCAACUGUUUCCUAGACAACACCUUCAUGUCUCUGAGAGGAAGCCGGCUGUUGGGCAAUCUCAGACAUUUACAGAACCUGGACUUGUCCUCAAACUCCUUGACCAUGUUCGAUGCAGGCAUGUUUCGUCACAACAGCAAUAUAACGAGGCUGAGGAUCUCCGACAACAGAUUUAAAACUGUACCGUUUAGCUUACACUACACGUCACAGCUCAGAUUUCUGGACAUUUCGAACAACGUCAUCACCAGCCUCGAUGUGGAGACGAGACAAAUCUUCGACCGUUGGGCUCAAAACCCGCAAGGUUUCAACCUCAACAUCGGCGGCAACAUUCUGUCUUGCACGUGCGAGAGUUUAAACUUCCUUAUCUGGUUAAAGACUACCCACGUGCAGUUGGGCGAACGUCGUGUUUUCCCGUGUAUGAACGAGGCUGGACAACUGACCAACACAAGCACCUACAACAACCUGGACGGCUUGUGGAGACAUUGUUGGGGCGAAUACUUUUUCUACCUGUCCCUGGUCCUACUUUGUAUCAUCGUAAUUGGGUUUCUGUUAACUUUCGUCAUCAGCAAAAAACUGACUUUUAUAACGCAUUUCAUCAUUCAAAAUUUCGGCGGUUUUAAAUUUAAAACAGCCGCUGACUACAAAAUCGGUGUUUACAUCGGUUACGCUGACAGAGAUUACAGAUUUGCCUGCCAUCCGCUGCGAGAAUUUAUAGAAGACAAGCUGCACAUGACGUCAUUCCUACGUGACCGUGACCUUUUGCCCUGUCUAGACACCGCGCGCGGGAUAGUUGAGGCCAUCAACUCCAGCUGGCGAAUCUUGCUGGUGUACAACCCGCAGUUCCUGCAUGACGACGAUUGGAUGAUGUUUACCUUCAGGGCUGCCGUCUACGCUCAGACACCAGCCAACCCUGCGCGGGUUGUCGUCCUGGUUGACGAGAGACACGUGUACAAGCUGCCCACAGAGCUGUUGAGUGCUGUCAUGGAGGACAGCCUCAUUGUGGUACAGGACUGGCAGAUGACCUAUGACCUCAAGCAGGCAUUAAAGACUCGUCUAAGCCCAGCUUAA